Messenger RNA from Racocetra fulgida, 255 nucleotides. Lineage: Eukaryota; Fungi; Glomeromycota; Glomeromycetes; Diversisporales; Gigasporaceae. The record is from the annotation of a GenBank genome assembly.
AUCAUGGAAGCAUGGAAUGACAUUCUGACAAAAAUUAUCAUUAAGUCUUUUGAAAAAUGUGGUAUUUCUAAUGUAUUAGAGAAUCAGUUAGCUGAAUCAAAUGAUGUUGAAGAGAUUCAAGGAUAUGAUAUAGUACUGGAGAGUGAAAAUAAAAAAAACGAAAAAAUCGUUACUACAACUAGUACAAGAAAUACAGAUAAAAACUAUAUAAUCAGAAUGAACGAACAUGAAGUAAUGAGUAUUGCAUUGUAUUAA